Colias croceus (clouded yellow) is the source of this 1581-nucleotide messenger RNA. RefSeq lists its product as uncharacterized. Bases 188 to 1438 code for a protein of 416 amino acids. Lineage: Eukaryota; Metazoa; Arthropoda; Insecta; Lepidoptera; Pieridae. The transcript is spliced from 2 exons. The record is from RefSeq and is a predicted model, not a curated record.
UGAAAGCGGCAUGAUGGUUGUUUAUUUACUAUUUUUGAUUGGUUUUAAUGUAAACGUAAAGAAAGAGGCAUAUUAAUUAUUAAUAAUAUUGCAAUAUAUAAUAAUAUAAUUGCGAUACGUUCUCUAAUAUAUAUAUAAGAUCUUCUAAUUCAAGGGUAAGCAAAUCGACCAAACCGAAUAGCUUAAAAUGGAACAAUCAAUCUUAGAAAAUUAUGAUCACGCAUCAUCAAUUGUAAGAAGAGUUCUAGACAGAUGUAGAUAUGAAAAACAAAUGGGUUAUCUGAUAAAUCCCAUAAGGGACCAUUAUUCAAGAACAGCAUACUAUACUGGACGCUCUGUGGAAUUUUUGAAAAAGGUUGAUACGAAGUUGAAUGAUUUCCAAAACAUCAGACAUAAGUAUAGUGAACAUGGUUAUAUAAUAUUAAAAGCAAUAAGUAAAGUAUUAUUAAAAAAUAAAUUACCUAUAUUCAACAAUUCAUAUCCUACAUAUAUUAAUAUUUGUUUGUCUGAUUCUAUUGAACCAUUACAAGGACAACAAUUUAAAGACAUGCUUGAAAUAAUGGGCAUUACAUUAAACAAAGUUAAGGGCAAUGGAUUGAUGCUUUUAGAAAAUCCAAAGAACACAUUUGAGAGAUAUAAGUACUUGUCUAAAGCUUUACAAUACAGAAAUACACAAAAAAACUUCUAUUAUUUAGAUGAGAGAUAUAUUGAUGGGAAAUUACAAUUUGAGAAACCCUGGCUUAGAGACACACUGCCUGAUGCUUCUAGCAACAUAAAUUGUGAAGUUUCUUCUGGAUGUAUGUUUUAUUACAUGGUUUCUGUAGUUGGAUAUGUAAGUGGACUAUUCUGUUCUUCAGCAUCAGAUGAUGGCUUUCAAAAAUGGCUAAUUGAGAUUGCAAUACCUAAACUGCAACCAAAAAGUGUUAUUGUUAUGGACCGAAGUUGCUAUCAAAAACUUUUUGAACAAACUAUUACAAGAUUUGAUUCUAGACAGGAAAUGAUAGAGUGGUUACAAGACAAACAAGUACCAUACGACUCAUCAAUGCGCAAGGCAGAACUCUAUGACUUAAUAAGGAAUACAACAGGAAUAAAAAAAUACACAAACACAUAUCAUUUAGUAAGAGCUUUUGGUCAUGACAUUUUAUGUUUGCCUUCUAUACAUUUGAAAUUAUCUCUUGCGGAUACAACAUGGACUAUGCUUAAAAAUGUGGUGUGGCCUAGUGAUAGAUCAUUAAUUGGAAUUAUAAAUAAUUGUGUUUUAUCAAACAUAUCAUCCAUUCCAAAAUCUGAAUGGGAGAGAGAAGAAUUAAACAUUAUCAAUAGAGAAAAAGAAAUAUAUAGUACAGACUUAGCUGUAGAAAACUAUCUUGAAGCAAAUGGUAUAAAAAACGAAAAAUCUGUUAAAAAAAUGUGUGAUUGCAAUGAAUUUUGUUUUUAACCAGCAAUCUUGAAAUGUUAGAGGUCUUUGAUAAGUAUCCGAUAAUGCCACAGCAAUGGCACUCAUAUACCUACACAGUUAAUUUGUGCUAGUUAUAGUAAACUUUGUACAUAGAAAAAUAUGAAUAAAUAUUUUUUAAAGAA